Messenger RNA from Caenorhabditis auriculariae, 4945 nucleotides. Lineage: Eukaryota; Metazoa; Nematoda; Chromadorea; Rhabditida; Rhabditidae. The record is from the annotation of a GenBank genome assembly.
AUGUUCUUGAGCCCAAACAACUACGCGCCCAUUUGUGAUUUUAUGAUCGACAACCCUCAGGAAGGUGAGAAACGGGAAAAAGAAGUAUUAAACUCAAAAAAAAAAAAAGAAAAAUAAAUACGUGAUGCGUAGAUCCUCAUUUGUUCUCAUUCGCCAAACUUUUGCGCCGCUGUUUCCUUGUUUUAUGAGAAAAUCCUUCAAUCGCAACGGUUUUAGGUAAGAUUUAAAGGGUUUUUAAGUGUUCAGAACGGGUAAUUUGUCUCCAAACUCUUUAAAAUCGGGAAAAAUUGACUUUUUGAAGCAUCUUUUCGACAUAAAAUGAAUUACUGUGAAUUUGGUACCUUGCCGAAUGCUCCAGAUUGCUCCAAAAUAGGAUAAAAAACUUUUUUUCUCAUUUAGAGACAUUUUGCAACUAAAUAUACGGUUUUUAAUCGUCCCUUUUCAUUGGAAACUUCAUGGUCUUACGAUUUUUUUUUCGAAAAACUAGUGAAAAAUAUUUCAAAAUCAAAAGGAAAUUCGUCAGACGACAAUUUUCCCACGGUAAUGCUCCUUUUCCAUUGGAUGAGUCAUAAUGAGUCACAUAAUAUUACGGAUAAAUAAGCUUAAUCACCAAUUAACAUCUACAAACUGAAGAAAUUUGCAGGGCGGUUGUCAAGAAAAAGAAAGAAACUGAAGUUUUGCGAAACAAUAGCGUCGUUUCCCACCGACGCAUUCGUUGAAACGAUCGCCUACGCUGGUAGUGUAUGCGAUUCGACGGUUAUUUUUCGUAACCAAAAUCUGUAGGUUCUCCUGGACCCCUUUGAGACCCAAGUAUAAUAUUUCCCAUUUUCAGCACAACUUCCAAACCGAAAUAAUAACAAAAACAUCAACGCGAACACCAACAAAAACAACAAAAAAUGGCUCUCAACGUGAACCGCAGUGUCCCUGACCCGUUCUACCGCUACAAGAUGCCGAAACUUCUGGCGAAAGUCGAAGGAAAGGGCAACGGCAUCAAAACCGUCAUCGCCAACAUGUCGGAAAUCGCCAAGGCCCUCGAACGGCCCCCAAUGUGUGCGUAGAUUGACCAGAUUUUCCUUUUUUGUGUCGUUUUUUUUUGUCUUGUUGUCCGUUUGGUAACUUACAUGUAGCCCAUUCCGCGCCAGGUUUCACGUUUUUUCAGCCGAAAAUACCGUAUACUAUCAAAAAUGAGCAUUUCCGCUUCAAGACCUGUUUUUUGCUGAAUUUUUGUUUACAGUUACUUUUUCCUUCUGUUCGUUCAAAACGUGACCGCGCGGAACGUUUUUUUCAAAAUUACAUCUUUAGGGAGGUUUCUCCGUAGAGCAUCUAUUCACAAGAUGAUGCGGAACAUGGUGCGGAACAUGGAUAUCGCAUCCUCGGCGCGUUUCUAGUGACCACUUUAAUAGUGAAAGAAAUCUUAAGUGAUCCCUAGAAUCGCUCAGAGACGUCCUUUUCGCUUUACCAAUGUUAGAGGCGCGUUCCAUUACCGUAGUCUUUGAGAAGAUUCAAUUUUUAGCUCAUUUUUCUUUCGUUAUUUUUUUUUUUCAAACUGGUGUUGUCGAAAUUCAGGGCUGGUGCCUUCCUUUAAUUUUUUUAAAAAAAGAAAAAGACCUCAAAGUUAAGCUUAAAAAUUUCGAUAUUGCGCAUUAUUUUGUGAAUAGAUGCUCUAUGGAGAAACUCGUAAAAGUAUGACUUCGAAAAAAGAAAUAAAAAGCUUGUAACGCAAAAAGUAACGUCCAACUUAAAAACAUUUAGAAAGUUUGAAUUUUUGGAUGUGCAUCUUUAUGCCACGUGUCAAGUGUUUCACGCGAAAUUUUAAAUCAACUCUGACUCUCUAAAAUUUAAUCAUCUUUUCCAUUCUCUGACGGCAACUUUGAAUUAUUGUGAACAUUAAGUUUAAUGUUUAUAGCCGUAUGUCCGAUGAGUAAUCUACGUUUACUUUUUAAAUCUUAGAUUUUUCAUUUUGAUGACGUGCUCCGUUUUUUUUUUUGAGUGAAUCACUUCCUGGUGUUUGAACGAACUUUUUUUGCUCCAUUCCGAGAGUUAUGAUUCGUUUUUUUAAGACCCGACCAAGUACUUUGGUUGCGAACUCGGAGCCCAGACGAACUUCGACGCGAAAAAUGAGCGCUACAUUGUCAACGGCGAGCACGACGCCAACAAGCUUCAGGACAUCCUCGACGGAUUCAUCAAGAAGUUUGUCCUGUGCCCGGCCUGCGAGAAUCCCGAGACUCAAUUGGUUAGUUUUUUUUUAGGUUGAACCGUUCAAAAUUACAUUCUUAUCAAAAGGCUUUAUCUCAUUAACAUCAAUAGAUAUUUAAAAAAAUCCAUUUUUGUAUAGACCUUUCAAUCUCCUUCCUUCUUUCCUUAAAUUGCUGUUUUUUCGAAUCAAACAUCUAAUGUAAGGUUCAUGAAAGUGGGAUGAUUAACAUUAAUUAAAUAACAAGUUGGUGAGAAACUGGAUUUUUUCUAGAGCUUUUUCCUAUUUUAAUUGUUCUAAAAUCGAAAAACUUGAGAUUUUUUUUUUUGAGGUUUUAGUGAAAUUUUCGUGAAAAUGACAUUUUGGAACACUUAGUGAUGAAAAUUUAUUAUUUUUAAUCGUCUUUCAUUUUUUUUUUCUUGCUCGAACAGUGUCGGAAUGUAAUCUAAAAGCUGAAAGGGAGAGGUUUAAAAAAGGCCGCAAAAAGGCGGCAGAAAGGAUGCAAAAUGAGUCCCUAUCUCGAGCCUUGCAUUUUAGAAUUUCAAAGACACAAAAAAUGGUGAAAAAAUAGUAUAAGAGUCGAUAAAAAGGCGUAAAUAGGCAGCAAAAAAGGAGCCUUUGCCACCCAAAAAUGAAGUUUUAUAUGGAGCCUUUUCCACCCUUCACGACUUUUCCUUCGUUUUUCUGUUCAUUUUCAAAAAAAUGAAAUUAAAAAAACGUUAAAUUUUUGCAGCUUGUCCGGAAAAAUGCGAUCAACAGCAAGUGCAAGGCGUGCGGCCACGCGUUCCUCAUCGACAACCGCCAUAAGCUCUCGACGUUCAUCAUCAAAAAUCCACCCAAGAUUGACGUUGACUUUUGUACGUGUAUAUGCGCCCCAUUGCGAAUUCAUUCCGUCCUAUCUUCAGCCAAAGUCGAUCAGAACGCGAAGAAGGCUUCGACGGCGGCUGCCGAGGCGGAUCCCAUCAUCGAGGCUGCCAAUGGCAACGGGGUUUAGUUUUGACCGAUUUUUUUUCAGUCCUAAUUGGUCUCUGGGAAUGUGGCUUGUAGGCGGGAUUACUGCUGGAAAUCGAAAUUUAGUUCAGAAAACGGCGCAGAGCUUUUGAUUUUGAAGACAUUUCUCAAAGAAAUGGAACCAGUUCAAAUUUAGAGUCUGUUCAGAUUUUGAGUGGAGUCCUAGCUCAAGCUCCGCCCCUUAUGGCGCGCUAAACCAAUCAGAAAGCGAGCCGUCCACAGGGCGUUUAAAAAUGACGUCAUUGUACUUGAAAUUAAGAAUCUGAACAGACUGUAGAGCUUUUUCGUUUAAAAAUGACGUCAUUGGACAGAUUUCAAAUGGAGCUGUAACUAGUUGAAAUGUCCAGAGAUUAUUGAGAUUCUCUAAAAGAAGAAGUUCAAAAUUGAAUUUCAGGGCAGCUCGAACGAUGAUGACGAUGACUGGGAGCCGGAGCCGGUCGAAGAAAAUGGAGCCCUGACGUCGGGAAUCGGAAAGCUGGUGCUGGACAAGGACCUCGAGAAGAGCGAAGAUCAGCGUCUCGACAUGCUCCAUCAGUUCUUGCUCAAGGCCAAGGAGGAAGACCGCCUCGAGGACCACAAGACGCUGCUCAACGAGGCCGAACGGCUGGAGCUGAAGCAGAAGGCCUCGCUCCUGCUGGCCAUCGUCCUGCUCGACGAGAAGAUCCUCGCCGAGCAGCAGCUCGCCAAGAACCGCAAACUCUUCCUGAGGUUCACCCUCAACGACAAGAAGGCUCAGCGCUACCUGAUCGGCGCCAUCGAGCAGCUCAUCGCCAAGCACGAGGACAGCCUCCUGCCCAAGUCGGCGCACAUCGUCAAGGCGCUCUACGAUACGGACAUCUGCGAGGAGGAGGCCAUCCUGGCCUGGGCUGAUAAGGUGUGUAGAUGGAGAAGAGAUUGUGGUCCUGUUGAAAAAGAUGGUUUUCUUCUGGAAUGAAUAGAGUUUGAUCUGUAGGUGUAGCUGAUUCACGGCAGGAAAGUGGGUCCUGACACGAUUUAAAUAGGAGAUAGUGUUUGGUUGGUGGAGAGCGCAGAAAAACCGAGCCUAUUAGCGUUUCAAGCUAGCCGUGAAUCGACUGUAUUAAGCCCCCAAAUUUCAUCAAAUUUUUCGGCUUUGAAGUCCCCAAUUUCAAAAAAAAAGCUAAUUUUGACCCCUUUAUCGAGAAUUAGGAAGAUUAUUCGAGUUACGGUAAAAGAGCUAUUCAGCUGAGUAACGGCUGGCUUGAGCCAUUGAAAAAUGGGUCCUGACACGAUUAAAAAAGGAGAUAGCACAUGGCUAAUAGAGAGCGCAGACAAAAAACGACUCUCAGCGCGUCAGGAUAGACGUGAAUCGGCUAAACGCCUCCUAAAAACCCAAAAAAAUCUUGAAUUUAAUAAAUUUUUUCCAAAAAGUAUGUUUUUUUCCAGCCGUCCUCAAAGUACGUCGAAAAGUCGAUGGCCAGGAAGAUUAUCAAGAACGCCGAGGCGUUCAUCAACUGGCUCCGUGAGGCCGAGGAAGAAUCGGAGGAGGAUUCUGACAUUGAUGUGAGUAGAUCUUCGGAAAUUCAUGGUCAUUAACUUCCUUUUUUUCAGUUCGACGACCGCGGCAAGGAGAGCGAGUACCUGAAGAAGCAGAAGGAAGAAGCGGCGCGGAAAGCCGAGGCCAAGGGCGGAAAAGUGGCUCCCGAGGGCCCGAAGGCCGGCUCCAAGUCUUCGGAGGACGACGAGGACGAUGCCGAUGACGUCGACAUUGACAACAUCUGA